AUUGACGUUACUUUUGCAAUGUUAUAGACGGAAAAAAUUUAUUGAUAGUUAUAAAGGACACUUAAAUCCAUGUUUUGUCCUAUAAAUUCAUAAAACAGAGUUACACUAACUUCCUGUAAUUCAACAAAUUAUCAAGAGCUUUUUAAUGAAAUUUUUGUGUUAUUGCUAAAAAAGGACAAAUACUGUUGCAUAGAACAUGUCGUUAAUGGGGUCGGCAUUAAUCAUUAUUCAAAUUAUAUUGAUGGUUCCUGCAAAGGAUUGUAACAGGAAUAAAUCUAAGUGUUGCUACAAUGAAUACUUUGACGCAAAUACUGGUAAAUGUAGCGUGUGUAUGAAUGGAAGCAUUGGAUGGAAUUGUGAAGAACCCUGUAUGUCAGGAUUUUAUGGUUAUCUCUGUUCAACGCCAUGUGAGUGUGAAGCUCACCUGUGUGAUAUUCAGACUGGAUGUCAGCCACGACAGGAACAAAAAUAUUCUUCAAUAGCCCCGAACAGUAACAGUAACGGAAUAGUCUUCACCUUAAACAGAUCACAUAACGAAAGAUCAAUCAAUGAGCAAGAUUCUACAAGAUAUCACCUCUUAAUUAUGGUCACCUUUGGUUUUGUGGUUUUUAUAAUUACAGUUGUCAUUCCAGCUAAUGUUUUAUACUUGCGAUGGACAAUUAAGCGAGAUAUAAACAUGGCGACGAAAAAUUCUUCAGAAAGAAAUGACACAAUUCGCCAAAACUAUUGUACACUUCGCCAAUUGACUAGCAGUCAUCAAGAUCUGAUCAAUAAUGAUGCUUUGAACUCAGCUUACGACGAAUUACAUUGUUCAUACAUGUAGUUUUUUUUUCAUUUUUGUAACAUUUAACUAUCGAAUGAAAAAAUAAAACAAACAAAAAAAUCGAAAAACAAAAGGCUUGUGGAAGAUUACACUAUCCUCAGUAUAUUAAACAUACUACAUAAAUACUGAUGUAUUUUGAAGAAAAUUACAUUAUAAUUUAUACAAUGCUAAAUGAAAUUUGAUUGUAUCUUUUUUAAACUUAAGUCAUUAGGUUUAUUUCAAUUUUGUUUUAUGUUAACUGUGUUUUAAUAAGUCAAGCAGGUUUGUGCUAAAUACAGAUCGUUAAAAUUAUGAGAAGUUGAUAUUAUUUUUGUUUUUUUAUUUUUAAUGCAUAUUCAAGUGCAACAUCAUAGAUAUGUAUCCAUACUAGACGCAGUUUUUUUUUCUAUGAGAUCAAUUUAAAAUAUAUUACCGAUCAAACCAAAUCUAACACCAGGAUAAACCCAGACUAAACCCCGGGUUUACUUUUGGGUUUAUUUAGGGUUUACUACAAGUUUAAUUUUGGAAAAUCUGUGUCCAGUUGGGUUUUACUUUGGGUCCACUCAGGGUUUACUUUAGGUUUACUCGCGGUUUGCAUUUGGGUUUAAAAUUGAGAUGUGAAGCAGACCUGUCUUUUAUCUCAUUAUCCCACUGUUUGUAAUUCUCACCUCUUGUAUAUUCGAAAUACACAAAUAGCGUCUGCUUCAGAAAGUCUACUUCUGAUCGGGGUUUAUUCUGGGUUUUCUUGGGUUUUCCUCAUGGUCUGCUUUAGUUUAUCCAGAGUAAACGAAGAUUAAACCAUUUAAGUAAAACCAGGGUUUAGUUUGGGUUUACUUUCUGUUAG
Magallana angulata is the source of this 1646-nucleotide messenger RNA. RefSeq lists its product as uncharacterized. Gene Ontology annotation, molecular function: scavenger receptor activity. The coding region runs from base 197 to 823 and encodes 208 amino acids. The record is from RefSeq and is a predicted model, not a curated record. NCBI's taxonomy places the organism in Eukaryota, Metazoa, Mollusca, Bivalvia, Ostreida, Ostreidae. The transcript is spliced from 6 exons.